AUGCGCCAAAGCUGGAACCUAGGGGUUGCAUUUCUCUGCUUCUGGCUCAGCCUUGAGACUUUGACCAACGGCAUCGACGCAGCAAUCUGGUCUGAUAAUGCAGAUGUAAAGCUCCUUGUGUAUUGUGACAUUGUCUCCCGCCUCCAAAUCAUAGCGCGUGUCGUCAGACCGAUGAUAACGCUCAACCUGUCGCGGCGGAUGUAUCUUAUUGCUAGCCUUCGAUCCGUAGAAGCACCCCGUAACAGUAGCAAUCUGCUCAUUGAGUGGACCUUGGGCUUGGGAAUACCGCUGCUCGUCGCCGGGCCACUCUACUACUGCGUGCAGACCGUUCGCUUCCAGAUCUGGGAAGGGUUUGGUUGCUCGUACGGAACGGAUCCCUCGGCUCUUACCGUUUUGUUGAUCACAAGCUGGCUCUUUCUUCCUCCAGUGAUAUCUGUCGUUGUCUACUAUCCGAAAGUUGCAUGGGUCUUCUACCAUCAACGUCGAGACGUCGACAAUUUUUUCAGGAUUAAUGGCGCUGUUUCACGCACACACUACUUCCGAGUCCUGGCACUGGCUAGCAUCGACAUAUUGAUUACCCUUCCUGUCGGCAUCGUCUCAACCGUCUUACACUUCCUUCAAGUCGCUGAGGACAACGAAACAGUACCCUUCUACUCUGGAUGGCACAUCGUGCACGCAGACUGGACACCAGUCAGCAUCGAGUGGGCGGGGAUGCACACAUGUCGUUCGCGACAGUUGUACUUCUCGUUCUGGACAAGUCUAACGCUUCCGUUCUUCAUCUUUGGUUUAUUCGGUACGACUAGAGAGGCGCGCACGGCAUAUCGACAUGGCGUUUUCCUUGUAAGCGCAUUCUUCGGGAAGAGAGCAAGCUCCCGUCAACAUGAACGUGCGGUGUUGCGCGCCGAGACGUGCGUCCUCGGAUCUCGCAACGAACCCUCGCGCCCAACAGACGUCUCUGAGAACAGUGACGCUGAUCGUCACUCCGUUUGA
Molecule: messenger RNA, 990 nt
Organism: Peniophora sp. CBMAI 1063
Lineage: Eukaryota; Fungi; Basidiomycota; Agaricomycetes; Russulales; Peniophoraceae
Source: the annotation of a GenBank genome assembly